This is a messenger RNA of Ogataea philodendri, 348 nucleotides long. RefSeq lists its product as uncharacterized. The record is from RefSeq and is a predicted model, not a curated record. The coding region runs from base 1 to 348 and encodes 115 amino acids. Lineage: Eukaryota; Fungi; Ascomycota; Pichiomycetes; Pichiales; Pichiaceae. The transcript has a single exon.
AUGGAACCCUUCGUCCCAGUAGAAUCCACGUGGAAAAAACGGUCUGCUGGGAACGGCGGUGAACAGUUCAUAAGGUCCCUCCGACUUGCCCUGAAGAUGGGCAUGGCUGAACUCAACAUCGUCAAUGACAACGUCGCGGUCAACCAGCUGGUCACCGUAGAAAUAGCUGAUACCUCCCAAAAGCUGAGAAAGCAUCUCUUUGGCGAACUGGAAGUAAGACGGCUUAGUGAACGGAGCAAGCAGCUGGAACUUUUCAAUGAAGUUCUUGUCAAACCUGUCGUUCAUCUCCUUGAUCUUCUGAGGAAGAACGUCGGAGCUCAAAUGGUCAGUCUCGGCAACAUUGUAUAA